Molecule: messenger RNA, 1125 nt
Organism: Colletotrichum chrysophilum
Lineage: Eukaryota; Fungi; Ascomycota; Sordariomycetes; Glomerellales; Glomerellaceae
Exons: 2
Coding region: 1-1125 (374 amino acids)
Cellular component (GO): mitochondrion
Molecular function (GO): oxidoreductase activity
Source: RefSeq, a predicted model, not a curated record
AUGCCGGCUGCUGAUCUUACCAAUCGUGCCGUUUGGCUCUCUUCCUUCUCGAAACCCCUCUCCGUCGUGGAUCUCCCUGUGCCAAAUGCGGACGUAGGAACCGCGGUGGUCAAGAUUCUAGCCACUGGCGUUGCUCCCUAUACCCACCUGAUCCAUUCAGGCAAACUUCCUGCUCUCAACCUGACGCCACCGCUCGUCCCAAAUCCAUCCGGCAUAGGACGCAUUCACGACGUUGGACCGGAUGCCGUUCGUCUCAAAAAGGGUGAUCUCGUAUUCGUCGACGGCUUGAUCAGGGCUAGAGACGACGCGAAUGUCGCCCUCAUGCCCGGUCAUAUGACUGGAGGUCAUUUAAACGCCCAGAAGCUCAUGAGAGGGGUUUGGCGAGACGGUUCCUGGCAACAAUAUCAAAAGGUUCCGCUGGAGACCUGCUUUCUACUUGAUGAGAAGCGUCUCUGCGGCGACUUGGGCUACAACGCAGCUGUCCUCCACACCAUUGCGCACUAUACCGUGGCUGCCGGCGCUUUAUUAGAAGCCGCUCGAGUCAAGACUGCUGAGGUCGUCGUUGUCGGACCUUCUGGUGGUUCAUUUGGUGGUUCAGCGGUCGAGAUCGCUCUCGCUGUUGGUGCUGAGGUGAUCGCGUUGGGCCGGAGUGAAGCGAUGCGGGAAAAGCUUGCAAACCCUCGCCUGAAAACCGUCGUCAUGACUGGAGACGACCAAGUUGACGCCGCAGCCAUACUGAUGGCAACGCCAAACAACAGGGGCGCCGAUGUCUUCAACGAUUGGACUCCAGGGGAGCUGGCAACGCCGCUAUACCUCUCAGCUGCGGUCUUGGCCAUGAAGCAGAGUGGAAGGAUCGUAUUGAGUGGAGGAGCGGGAGACAAAUGCCGCCUUCCAUACGGGCUUCUUAUCUUGAAAAACAUCCAACUGAUCGGCAAAUGGAUGUAUGAGCGUCAGACGCUUGAUCAGGUCAUCAAUAUGAUUACUCAGGAGCAGUUGAGAAUUGGCCAGGAAAGUGGAACAGAAAUCACGACUUUCGGUUUAGAUGGCCACGAGGAUGCCGUGGAGCAUGCACGCAAAAAUGGGGGUUGGAGAUCUUACACCGUCAUUGAGCCUAACCAUGACUGA